CAUGUUUAUGGAUGUUAUGCGUUAUUUCUGGGUAAAAUCUCUUAAUUUUGUCAGAAAUAUGGUUGUUUUAUGUUUUCAUUGCGUCCGAUGAAGCUUGAUUGAGGGAAAUAUACAUGAUAUAAUGGGGAAACAAGGGACACUGAGGAGUCCACGUCCAAAACCUCAGGAUGGUAAUGUUGCUUUGGGAAUGAAAGAUUAUGAAGUUAGAUGUUCAGAUACGUUACAGGGAAGCGAUCCUUCGAUUGGGAGGAGAGUUUUAGGGGGAGGUAAUCAUUGGGGUUCCAAAGAUGGAUUGCUUCAUGGGUUGAAAAAUGAUUCUGGGAAGGUUAGUUCUUGCAAGGGAGUUUACUUGGGGAAAAAGCAUACAUGGCUGCGCAGGCAUGCGUGGUCAAUUGCUUUUGUGUUCGCAAUCUUGGGUUUCCUUUGCUUGCUUGAUUCUCUAAUGGUUUCCAUUUCUGGUUCACUAUAUCUUCAGAUUAGUUCAACUACAGGAAAAUCAGGUGGCCAUGAGGAGGACAAUCCUGCCUAUACUAGUGAAGACCGACCACCGGUGCAGAUGUACAACAGGCUUCUAAGUUUGGCUUCCAACGCUCUUGUGGAGAAGGAGUUUAAGCAAGAAAAGUUGGGCUUCUGGGAGGAACCCUAUCACCAAGCAUCUAAAUGGAAGCCUUGCGCAGAUAGGAAAACUCCAACAAAUUCAGAGAAGCCUGACAAGAACAAUGGUUAUAUAAUGGUCAGUGCAAAUGGUGGCCUCAAUCAACAACGAGUUGCUAUUUGCAAUGCUGUCACUUUGGCAUCUUUGCUUAAUGCAACUCUGGUUCUACCUAGAUUUCUUUACAGCAAUGUGUGGAAGGAUCCUAGCCAGUUUGGUGAUAUAUACCAAGAGGAUUAUUUUAUGAAUACCCUGAAGGAAGAAGUAGAUAUUGUAAAGGAGCUUCCUCCUCAUUUGAAGUCAAUAGAUAUUGAAGCCAUUGGAAGUUUAAUAACCGAUUCAGAUAUUGAGAAGGAGGCAAAGCCUACUGAUUACCUCAGAAUUGUUCUUCCUCUUCUGCUGCGAAAUGGCAUUGUUCACUUCCUUGGAUUUGGAAACCGACUAGGCUUUGAUCCAUUGCCUUCUAACCUUCAGAGAUUGAGAUGCAAAUGUAACUUUCAUGCACUAAAGUUUGUGCCUAAAAUUCAGCAAGUUGGUUCAUUACUGGUCAAAAGGAUAAGGAAAUAUGGUUCUAGAAAAAGUAUGCUAGAUAAACAAUUGCUUGGAGACUUCAUGACCAAAAAUCCUUCCGAAGAGGAAGAUGCAGCCAUUGUCAGAGGCCCCUCUAGAUAUCUUGCUUUACACUUGAGAUUUGAAGUGGAUAUGGUGGCAUACUCCAUGUGUGACUUUGGUGGAGGAGAAUAUGAGGAAAAGGAACUUCAAGCCUACAGAGAAACCCAUUUCCCACUGUUGAUUGAGCGGUUAAAGAACACAAAGCCUAUUUCUCCUGCAGAGUUGAGAAAGUUGGGGAGAUGCCCCUUGACACCAGAAGAAUCUGCCCUUGUUCUUGCUGCACUUGGUUUUAAGCGUGGAACUUACAUCUAUCUUGCCGGAUCUCAUUUAUAUGGAGGGAAUGCCAGGAUGCAUCCCUUCACCAGCCUCUACCCCAAUCUGGUCACCAAGGAAACACUCCUAACACCUACUGAACUUGCACCUUUUAGAAAUUUCUCUUCUCAGCUGGCAGCAUUGGACUUCAUUGCCUGUGCAACAUCAGAUGUCUUUGCCAUGACAGAUUCUGGGAGUCAAUUAUCAUCCCUGGUAUCUGGAUUCCGGACUUACCAUGGUGGUGGCCAUGCACCAAAUUUGCGUCCUAACAAGGGGAGGCUAGCAGCAAUUUUGUCUGAGAAUAGCACUCUAGGAUGGACUAGUUUUAAAGACAGAGUAAGAAAGAUGAUUGAGGAAGGUCAAAGGGUGCGUGUAAGGGGUCAUGGUCGUAGCAUUUAUCGACAGCCAAGAUCCCCAGAGUGCAUGUGUAAAUCUCAAUAGUUUCCCAUUCUCUUUGUUUGAGCUGGCCAUUUAGAUACAAAUUCUUCAGCAAGCGCAAUCAAGGUUUGUAAAGCAUUUUUCCCCCCAUUUUUGGUGAAUAUGAUGCACAAAUUCUUCACAAUAAUUUAUAUGCCUACAG
This is a messenger RNA of Rubroshorea leprosula, 2156 nucleotides long. The record is from the annotation of a GenBank genome assembly. NCBI's taxonomy places the organism in Eukaryota, Viridiplantae, Streptophyta, Magnoliopsida, Malvales, Dipterocarpaceae.